UUCAAACCUCUGAACUCUUCCAUACAUUUUUUCAUUUUUGCUUUGCUCUCACUAAUAGAAACCAUGGGGAAUUGCUUAGUCCUGCAUGAUAAGGUUAUCAAGAUCAUGAAAAGAGAUGGGAAGGUCCUUGAAUAUAAAGCACCAAUUAAAGUUCAGCAAGUGCUUUCAGAUUUUUCUGGUCAUGCAAUAUCUGAUUCACUUCAGGGUUUUCAGCAUCACCCGCCAGAUACAAAAUUACUUGGUGGUAAAUUGCACUAUCUUGUUCCUCUUCCUUUGCCAUCUCCACAAGCUAAGAAAAAAGUAAGAUUUUCAAUUCCAGAAGAUGAAGAUAAGAAAGAAAACAUAGUAAGAAUCAAGUUGGUCAUCAGUAAGAAAGAACUGCAAGAAAUGCUGCAGAAGGAAGGAGUUUCAGUUGAUUCUAUGGUUUCUCAGAUUCUGGAUCAACAGAGAGUGGAAAAAAUUGAUGAUACGACAGAUAAUGAUGAUAACCAUAAAGGUUAUUGGAAGCCUGUACUGGAAAGCAUACCUGAAAUAGACUAGUAAACCAUGGCCUAAUUAAAUAAUUUUCCUUACAAUAGGUAAUGUAUACAAGAAAUCUAAUGAAACAAAUACAGUUUAGCUUA
This is a messenger RNA of Manihot esculenta (cassava), 623 nucleotides long. RefSeq lists its product as uncharacterized. Bases 64 to 540 code for a protein of 158 amino acids. The transcript has a single exon. The record is from RefSeq and is a predicted model, not a curated record. Lineage: Eukaryota; Viridiplantae; Streptophyta; Magnoliopsida; Malpighiales; Euphorbiaceae.